CAGUAAUGGCGAAUCAGCUUUCAGAUGGCUCCCAUUUCGGUUGCCGCUCAGUGGGGAGGGACGCUGGCUUUCUUCGGUGGACGGAGCUUUUACUUAAGAGCGCGUGAGACGGCGACGCUGGGACAUAUAAUUCAAACUCUGUGCCUACCGUGGAUUUCGGACACACAUUCACCUGAGUAUGCCCCUCGGUUGGUUCGAAAAGUGCAGAAACGUGAAGAUCGGUGGUCAUGUGAUCCGAACUGACCAAUGGGAUAUUCGCAUUUGAACGUCCUCAUAUAAAAGGCGACCUUGCACUGCGUAGCCAUUGCUGUUUGCAGAUUCUGAUAUUCGGGAGACUAAUCCGGGUGGAAAAUGGAUAUUGCGAGCCAUCCGACAGAGAAAGGCUACCUGCAGUCUGCGCGCAGCGUCAGCAAAGGCCCGUGCAGUGUAUGAUCUGCAGCGAAGACCCUGGGGAAGCCGUCUGGAGCGUCUUCCCUCUCGUCGCGCGCCCACCAGUACAUCACUUCGGGAGAUAUGCAUGGAGUUGGCAAGAGUUCCUGCAAUGACUGGUCAAAAUUACUUCCCAUUUGACCAUAGUAGCUGACGCCAGCUUUCUCAAAAUCCACCGUGCAACGAUGGUUGUGCUGCACGUCUCCUCCAGAUUGCUCCCUCCCCGUAAGGAAGGUGCGCUCAUCCCAAGAGGCACUUAGAAAGAGCGCGCAUGGGAGGUACCCAGGACAGCAGUAGCCAUAACGAAAUGAGUGGGACUGAGCCAAACUGCAACAGUAGCAGCAGCAGCGGUGGCGGUGCUGCAGCCCAGGAAGAGCCCAUCCUGGAGCCUGUCAACGGGGUGGUGCAGCCGCCGUUUGUGCCGCCGGCCUCGCGGCGGCAGCGUACCACCAACCAGCUGCAGCACCUGCUCAAGGUGGUCAUGAAGGCCCUGUGGAAGCACCAGUUUGCCUGGCCCUUCCAGCAGCCUGUGGACACAGUGAAGCUGAACCUACCUGACUACCACCGCAUCAUCCGGCACCCGAUGGACCUUGGCACCAUCAAGAAGCGCCUGGAGCACUGCUACUACUCCUCGGCGCAGGAGUGCAUCGAAGACUUCAAGACCAUGUUCACCAACUGCUACGUCUACAACAAGCCGGGCGAGGAUGUCGUGCUCAUGGCCCAGGCCCUGGAGAAGCUGUUCCUCACCAAGAUCACCGAGAUGCCCAAGGAGGAGACGGACCUGCCCUUGCCCCCACCCCGGGCGGGCCAGGGCAAGGGCAAGAAGGGCAAGACUGGCGGCAGUGGUGGUGCCAAAGUCGCCGCUUCCACAUCCAGGGCUGCCGCCGCCAAGGGACCCAGCCCAGCAGUGCAGAAUGCGGCAAGUCCGGCGACCAACUCUCACUCGCCUGCCGAGAAUGUGCCCGGCAGCACUAACACGCCCACUGCACUGAGUGCAACCUCCCCGACCCUGCGGUCGAGCACCUAUGCACAGCAGGCGGCAGCUGCGCUGGCGGCUGUGCCUUCUGCUGUGCUGGGGGGUGGUGGCGGCGUGAGCCCCGCUGCUGCUGCCCCCCCCGAGCUCCCUGCCUCCUCGGCCAUGAGCAGCGCCCCAGCGCCCCCUCCUCCGCUCGUGCAGAUGCCGGCCUCCAAGGUGAGCCCACCCAUUGCUCGGGACGACGGCCGCUGGCCCCAGAGGCGACAGGUGAAGAAGGGUGUGAAAAGAAAAGCGGACACGACUACUCCCCUGCCUCUGGAGCCUGGUGCCUAUGCGCCCCCGGAGGCCAAAAGCUCGAAGGUGUCAACGCGGCGGGAGAGUGGGCGGCCCAUCAAGAAGCCCAGCAAGGACCUGCCCGACACGCAGCAGCACAGCUCCAAGCCCAAGAAGGGCAAGCUCACGGAACAGAUGAAGUACUGCAACAGCAUCCUCAAGGAGUUGUUUGCCAAGAAGCAUGCUGUCUGCACGGGGGCAUUGUUCUUGAAGGGGCCGAGCCUGAAUGCGAGACGUCCACGCCGGGCGCAGCAGCCCAGGCCCGGGUAUGCGUGGCCCUUCUACAAGCCUGUGGAUGCUGAGCUGCUCGGACUGCAUGACUAUCACGAGAUCAUCAAGCACCCUAUGGAUCUGGGCACAGUCAAGCAAAAGAUGGACAACCGGGAGUACAAAAGCCCCGAGGAGUUUGCUGGGGAUGUGCGGUUAAUAUUCACCAACUGUUACAAGUACAACCCGCCGGACCACGAGGUGGUCGCCAUGGCACGCAAGCUCCAGGAUGUGUUCGAGAUGAGGUAUGCCAAGAUGCCUGACGAGCCACCACCAAGUGAGCCUCAGCCAGUGUCUUUGGCAGACCGGGUGGACUCCGAGAGCAGCUCCAGCUCACGGUCAUCCUCAAGUGCCAGCUCAUCUUCCAGUGAUUCUGAGGACAGCGACGAGGAACGCGAACGGAAGCUGCAACAGCUACAGGAGCAGCUGCGCAAGGUGACCGAGCAGAUCAGCCUGCUAGCAGCCGAGAGCCGCAAGAAGGAUAAGAAAAAGAAGAAGAAGAAGGCCAAGCGUGACAAGGGUGCUGUGGUUGGUGACGUGGUUGAACCCAAGGAGAUCAAGAUGGAGGCCGAGCCUCCGGCAGCUGUGGCACCUCCGGCCUCAGAAGCAGCCUUGGGCACGACGCCCACCACCCCUGUGGCUGUGACCAAGACGCUCAAAGCCUCCAAGGGGGCCAAGGGUGCCAAGGGGGCAGCAGCCACGGCCACAGCAAGUGCAGGGGCCACUGCCGCUGCUGCGGCAGCGGCGGGGGGGCCAGCCACGGGAGGCGCCAAAUCUGGCGGGGGCCAGCAGAAGCGGCAGCGGUCGAACAGCAAAUCGUCCAAAAAGAGCAAGAGCCUGCCGGCCUUCGACAGUGAGGAUGAGGACAACGCCAAGCCCAUGUCGUAUGACGAGAAGCGUCAACUCAGCCUUGACAUCAACAAACUUCCCGGUGACAAGCUUGGCCGAGUGGUGCACAUAAUCCAGUCGCGGGAGCCAUCCCUGCGCGACUCCAACCCAGACGAAAUAGAGAUAGACUUUGAGACACUGAAGCCGUCAACGCUACGGGAGUUGGAGUCGUAUGUGGCGUCGUGCCUGCGCAAGAAGCCCCGCAAGCCAUACUCGUCCAAGAGCAAGCUGGCCGCUACAGCAGCUGGCAAGAGCAAGGAAGAACAGGUGCGCGAGAAGAAACAGGAGCUGGAGAAGCGGCUGCAGGAUGUGAGUGGUCAGCUUGGCACCACCCCCAAGAAACCCCUCAAGAAAGAUGCGGAGAACGCGCACGUGGAUGUGGUCGGUGGCCGUAGCACGUUGAGCGCCAGCAGCUCAAGCUCAUCGGACAGCGACAGUUCGAGCUCGUCGUCAACGAGCAGCUCCUCGGACAGCUCGGACUCGGAGUCAGAGCCCUUGGUGAAGAAAGAGAAAACGGAUGCUAACCAGGCUCCAACACUGGAGCCACAGAGCCUGCUGGGUCCUUCCCUUCCGGGUACCAUGCCGUCACUGACGCCCGUGGCUCCACGGCAGCCUUCUUCUGCUGCCACCUUGUUGCCAGUCAGCAGCAGCAGCAGCAACGGUGCAGCCUACUCACUGCACAGCCCAGUCGCUUCAGGCCUGGCAGCACCGCAGUCGUAUGCUCCAGCCAUGGUGCCCUUUCCAGGGCUGCUAACCCAGGCCCCAAUGCCAGACCCAGCCCUGACAGCUGCCUACACAGGCCUCACAGCCCCACUGGGCAGCCUGUCUGCUGCCAAUGGCGUACCAGCAGGCCGCCCUCCAGUGGUCGCUAGCCACAGUAGUCUUCCCCAGCAGCCCUCGCGGCCCACGGCCACGGCGACAGCAGCUCCUGUCAAAAAGAACCCACCACACAGGCCGACCACCACGGUUGCCACCACCAGCACAACCACCGCUGUGUCCCCAGUGGCAUCUCCACAGCAGCCAGCCCGGCCCCCGCCGGGGUUGUCCCCACUGGCGUCCACCUCGCCCCCCCUGGCGGAUGCACCCAAGGCACAGAGCCCCUCGACACGACCUCCCCCAACUUCUGAGGCAGCCCUCAAGCUGGAUGACCUGUUUGCGCCCGUCAACAGUGGAGGAGCCCCCACAUCGACCACAAGUAGUACAGCAGCAACUGUGCCAGUUGAGUUUGACCGAAAGUCGGACACCAAGGCGGUAUCGGCACAGCAGCACCCUGUGGCCCCACAUUCCACAGCCCCAGCCACGCGGAAGGGUGGUGAGUCGAAGCUGAAGAACUAUGGGUCCUGGUCCAGCCUGGCCCAGUCAGCAGCCAAUAGCCCCGGCCAGGCACUCAAGACAGCCCAAGUCAAGGACAGCUUUCAGCAGUUUAAGAAGCAGGCCCGCGAGAAGAUGGACAAGCAGCGGCAGCUCUUUGAGGCCCAGGAGCAGCGGCGGCAGAGGGAGCUGGCCGAGAAGGAGCGCCUGCGGCAGGAGCAGGAGAAGCAGCGCUCUCUGCCAGCCCGCCUGGCUCCUUCCACCAGUGUCACGGCUGAUGGCACCACCACCGAGGAUGAGGGGCGCCGUGCAGCACCACCCCCCAGCCCAACCGAGAAUGCUGUCAGUGAGCGUGAGCGGCAGCGCCUGCGGGAGCAGGAGCGACGACGCCGUGAGGCGAUGGCUGGCCAGAUUGACAUGAACCGACAAAGUGACAUAAUGGCAACUUUCGAGGAGAUGCUGUGAUUGGCCAGGAAGCACCACCGAGCAUAACUGGCCCACCCCAUGAUGACGAUGACUGUGCCUCGUGAGUGGUGGUGGUGACUUGUGAUAUAAGACUGCACCCAUGUUUCCUAGCAUCCUGUGCAAGGCCAAGACACACUUGCCAAGUUUCACCCCGUUCUGGGGGUGCCUCUUUUUGCCAACCACCUUUAGCUCAGUGGCAAACAGCGCCACCCUUUCAUGCAAUGGGACAGUCCUCAUGGUGUAAAUAGGGACAAUCAACGCUGUCUGUGUGCGCGUGUGUGUGUGGCCAAGCUGUUAUCAAGCCCCCUUUGUUUCAACCCGGCAUACCAUGGAGGUGUGCUUUGUCAUAUUCGUGUGGCAUGCACAAGCAUCCUUAUGGAGCUUGUCAAAACUGUCUCCAAAAGGUGGCUGUGUGCACGCAUUGUUCGGGUAGCAAGCAACAACAAGAUGUGUUGGAGCAUUUGUUUCUGGCGGGCGGGUUGUUGAGAAACUUUUGUGUUGCAGAUGUUCUUUUUUCUUUUUUUGAAAUCUUUUGCUGCAUAGUGAGAGUGUCUGGAAAGUUAACUGGAUAUUCAUGCACUGUGUAGUUUUGAGUUUGCAGUGGCUGCAUGGUCAUGUAGCCUCUCUCUUUAGAUCCAUAGUUUUUUAUUUCUGCUGCCACAAAAAGAAAACCAUUACAACGGUCACUUGUGUAACUUUCUUUUUCACAUUUUAGAUUGGGCACUAAUUUUCACAUCCAUUACUGUAGUGCUAUUGGCUGUUUAGUGUGCUUGUUGUUAAUGUUUGUCAUUGCACUCAAAUUUUUCCCAAUUAGUGGCUACAUGAUCAUCUGCAUAAAAUUGUAGUGGCACAUGGCAGGAGUGAUUCAUAAGUUGUACUUGUUAUUUCCACCACUGGAUGUUUAGUGCAAACGGCUAUUUUUGCAAUGGCUGCAUAGUGAUGCAACUAUGGUCAGAGUUCAAAUUGCACACAAUCGGCGAUGUGUGAACAUUUCUUUUUUUUUUUUGCAAUUGUGCAUUGUUUUCUGACGUUGUGUUCACGUGACUGCACUUGAAGUUUCUCCUGUAUCCGUGUGGCCAUCUCUGUAUCAAAAUUGUGGUUGACAGCAGCAAUUUGUGUUUCAUCUUUGUUCAAAAACCUUUAGCAAGCUAUCCCAGCUCGGCGUGGUAAGUAAUUGCAGCCCUGCUCUACACAAGGGUGGCUCGCCAUGUGACCUCCGAUCAAAGCACUACUGGCUUCACUCAGAUAGCUGAAGCCAGAGGGCAUGUUUGACAGCCUGCCAAGAUAAUCGGGUUUUUUUUUUUUUUUUUUUUUUUUUUUUUUUUUUUUUCGCCACAAAAUGUGGAUUCUGCAGACAGUGGUAUUUUGUCCUUGUCUCUGGAUCCUGAUAAGUGGGAUCUCUUGUCACUGCAGCAUUUUGGUUUUUAGUUUCAUCUGCUUCCCACAAUACUCUCACUGCUCUUUGGUUCAGUAAAAGAAGGGUUUGAUUUUAUGUUUGGGGAAGGUCAAGGUGUGUUUUGGAGCUGGUAUCCAGAGGCAAGUGUGGGUGGAUGUGUGUGCAUGUUAGGAUAUCAAGCCCAGGCCUGGGUGGUGUGUGUGUGUGUGUGUGUGUGUGUGUACGUGUGCGCGCGCGCAGCACGUUGAUUUCCUUCACAUGGUGUUUUUUUCCUCACCCAACAUUUCUCUUGUGCGAGAGGCUUUCCAGGCACCAAGUCUUGUUGCACCCGUGGUGGUAUACAUACCCUCAUUGGAUUUUUACUGCUCAUCAUUUUGACAAGGUCUUAAUCCACAUGCAUUGCCAUGCCUGCAGCAGGAGGAAAUUGGAUGAUAGCCUGUGGCUACAAGUCAAGCUGUCUCUUUUCAGAGCAUAUCAGGCAGUAGCAAACAAAUGUGGCCGCAACAUUUAACUAUGGUAUGCGUGCUUGCAGACUUUGCAGUACCAUUCAUCAAGAAAGACUUGGGAGGGGGGGGGGGGGGGGCGGUGCUGUGCCUGGAAUGUAUGUAGGCUAGGUGUGACAAGCUGGGCUGUAGGGUUCUAAGCGGUGCAUAUUUGACAGAUUUGUACAUAAGCUACGUGUGCAUGCUUUCUUUUCAGGACCUAUUUAUUUUGCUGUGGUUGUAACAACCUAGAGGAUAUAUAUAUAUAUAUAUAUAUAUAGAUAUCUAUAUAUAUAUAUACAUAACAUAUAUAUAUAAAUAUGUUUCUAUUUGCUUGUCCUUUUUUUUUAUUCCCCUGUAAAUACGAGUGUCCACUGCAUUGAGGCAAUGGAGGCAAACUGCUGUUUCCUGCUCUUCUCUCUCUGGAUGUCUGAAAGAAUUGUGGAAAGUUUUUAAAAUACAAAAGCAGCGGCAAC
Molecule: messenger RNA, 7023 nt
Organism: Dermacentor andersoni
Lineage: Eukaryota; Metazoa; Arthropoda; Arachnida; Ixodida; Ixodidae
Product: bromodomain-containing protein 3-like
Biological process (GO): chromatin remodeling; regulation of DNA-templated transcription
Cellular component (GO): nucleus; chromatin
Source: RefSeq, a predicted model, not a curated record